UAGUGGCAGGUAAAUAGUUUACUUCCGGGUGACAGGGGCACCUUGGCUGUGUGUUCGGCAAGAUGGCGGCUCUGGUGAAGUUGGGAUCGCUGUGCAGGGGAGGCAGAGCUUUUGCUUUUGGGAAUUCUUUCCUGAUCAGACCAGCGGCUGUUUUACCACAAGAUCGUCCUUCAUUUCAAGGCUCACUAAUCCAUGUUUCAUCCAAUAGACAAGCAGCAGGAUCCAAAGGAGCCUCCCUCCAUUGGACAGGGGAGAGAGUACUGAGUGUGGCCCUCCUGGGUCUCCUCCCUGCCGCUUACAUGUAUCCAGGAGGUGUCAUGGACUACUCGCUGGCUGCUGCUGUCACUCUGCAUGGCCAUUGGGGUCUUGGACAAGUAGUGACUGACUACGUUCAUGGAGAUACGAAGGUGAAGUUGGCCAAUACUGGACUUCUGGCUCUCUCAUCUCUGACAUUUGCUGGCCUGUGUUAUUUCAAUUAUCAUGACGUUGGCAUCUGCAAAGCAGUGGCUAUGCUCUGGAGUCUGUGAUUUGAAGGCAAACGAAUGUAUUGCAACAACUGUUUUAUACCUCUGAGGAACAAGGCACCAGACCGUGCCAGUAGAUGAUGUACGUUGGCCUGUGUAUGAUGGAGGUUGUGUUUGCAGCCAAUUAUGGCCGCAGUACGUUAUAUAUACAGUCUAUUUGAUUUUUUGUUUUUUUAAGUGCCCCCUUCUUCCAGAUAGAGCCACACAACCUUAUCCAGAAACGAUUAAAUUGGGGGAUCUGACCAUUUUCUGUAUUGGGAGAUUGAUUUUCCAAACAUUGUCUGCAUCCAGUUGCUGUGCCGGUUUCCUUUUACUGCCAGAAAUUGCACUAUAUGACAUUGUCCCAAUCACAAUUUCUUUGUCAAUAUAUUGGUUUGCCAGAUUGAUCAACACACUCUCUAUACUAUCCUGUCUUCCGGGGUGGAAAUGCAUCUGUACAUCAUUCAGCAUCACAGCUAGUUUUAAUAAGUUUCUCUUUUUAAUGCAUUAAAUAAACUUACACACUAUUUAAUGACGAGUGCCUGCACAAUUCUCAAUAGAACUCAGAAAUGAAUAUGUUUGGUUUAAUGCUUGAAAUAAAGAAUAAUAAAUUAAUACUGGCAUCAA
Messenger RNA from Rana temporaria (common frog), 1130 nucleotides. RefSeq names its product succinate dehydrogenase complex subunit D (gene SDHD). The transcript has 4 exons. Gene Ontology annotation, cellular component: membrane; mitochondrial envelope. The coding region runs from base 63 to 527 and encodes 154 amino acids. Gene Ontology annotation, molecular function: ubiquinone binding; heme binding. Gene Ontology annotation, biological process: tricarboxylic acid cycle; mitochondrial electron transport, succinate to ubiquinone. The record is from RefSeq and is a predicted model, not a curated record. NCBI's taxonomy places the organism in Eukaryota, Metazoa, Chordata, Amphibia, Anura, Ranidae.